CGAGGGCGGGCGGUGGCGCCCAAGGGUUGGAGGCGAACUGAUCUCCCCGGACACCUGGGUGCCCUCGGGGGGGGGUGGGGGGGGGGCGCUGCGCCCCGUGGGUAGAGCCCGGGGGGGAGGAGGUGCCCGAAUAACGCGGGUCCUCCCGUGCCGGCGGCGUGGGUGACCCAGGGAGUUCCCGCCCGCUCCAGUCGCACCGUCCCGGGAGCUCCGCGUCGCGGGGACGGACCCGCAGCAGGGUCUCCCCAGGGACCCUUUGUGCCAUGGUGGACGAGGGUGACGGGGGACGAUGUGGCCCCACCAGGCUGGUGCAGGCACAGCACCGCCGGGACCUGGAGGAGGAGCUCCGUGACCUCAGCAACCAGGUGGCAGUGCUGGGGCGGAGCCUGGCAGAGGAGAGGGGGCGGAGCCUGGCAGCAGGCGGGGCACUGCGGGCCCUGGAGAUAGCAGUGGGUGGAGCCCAGGCCCGGGUGGGCGGAGCCUAUCGUGCUCGAGACCGGGCCUGUGAGCGCCUGCGCCAGCAGCAGGAGGCGGGGCACCUGCUGUGGGCGGAGCUGGAGGCGGCACGUGUUGCCAGGGCAGGGGCGGAGCUCCGGGCACGGGAGGCGGAGUCACAGUGUCGUGCCAGGGAGGCGGAGCUGGAGCGGCUGCGGCAGGCGGUGGCGGCAGCCCAGCAUGCCCGGCGGCGGGCGGAGCAGGAGCGUGAUGACCUGGCUGCCCACGUGCCCCACCCACCCAGCCCCACGGGGGGGCAGGCCCCCGGGGGGCUGCAGGCGGCGCUGGCGGAGCUGCGGGAGCACAACCGGGAGCUGCAGCAGCGCCUGCACCAGCGGCGGGCCCAGGCGGAGGAGCUGCGGCGGGCGCUGGCGGCGGCGGGGGCGCGGGCGCGGGAGGCGGCGGGGGCGCGGGCCCGGCUGGAGCAGGAGCAGCGGGUGCUGCGGGGGCGGCUGCAGCACCCAGGGGUGCCCCCGGGCCCCGCCGAGGCCGCCCUGCGCGCCCGCUGCCUCCACCUCCAGGAGCUCCUGCACCGGGAGGCCGGGGCGCGGGCGGCGCUGGCCCGGGCGGGGCGGGCAGCGGGCCGGCGGCUGCGGGUGCUGCUGGCGGAGGUGGAGGAGCAGCGGCUGCGGGGGGAGCGCUACCGCCUGCAGGCGCAGGCCAGCGAGGCGGCGGGGCGGGCGCUGGGGGAGCGGGUGGCCGCGGUGGCCGCGGGGACGGCCCGUGCCCAGGCCCAGGGCCAGCGCCUGCGCCGGGCGCUGGAGGCCGUCGGGGACGGGGCCGCGGCCACCGCUCGCCACGUGGCCGCCCUGCGGGCUCGCCUCAGGUGCGACCCGCUGACGCUGUCGCACACGGUGCGCCGCAUGCUGCGGGGGGAGGACGAGGACAGCGACGGCGACAGCAGCGGCAGCGGGUCCCCGCCCUGGGCCCUCGGGGAGCUCCUCGAAACCGCCCCCCGCUCGUGGGGGGGGCUCGAAACCGCCCCCAGGGACCCCCGCCAAAAGGCUUCUGGUCCUGGGGGUGGCCUGAGAGCCGCGCCCAAGCCGGGGGGGGACCCUUGAAACCACCCCCAAUACCGGGGGGGACCCUUGAAACCGCUUCCAGUCUUGGCGGGGGGGGGGGGAGGCUCCAAACCGCCCCUGGGGUCCAGCCCUGAAA
Tyto alba (common barn owl) is the source of this 1653-nucleotide messenger RNA. RefSeq names its product myosin heavy chain 14 (gene MYH14). NCBI's taxonomy places the organism in Eukaryota, Metazoa, Chordata, Aves, Strigiformes, Tytonidae. Gene Ontology annotation, cellular component: myosin complex. Bases 264 to 1556 code for a protein of 430 amino acids. The record is from RefSeq and is a predicted model, not a curated record. The transcript is spliced from 11 exons.